CUGCGUUGACUUGACUCUUUUAACUACGCGUCCGUCCCGCAUUGGUUCACCAUUAUCAACCAUUUUUCCGAUACAAAAUUCCGAAACGUACAAGCGCGGCAUCCAACCACCUUCCAACCAUUUCUGUCCCCUCUCUACCGUCGGAGACGACGGAGCAAAAGCAUUCUUUCCUCCGCCGUCUCAAAAACCCUCGCCAGUUGACCGGACUUACUCCACCGCUGCGCCUAAUGGCUCAUCCAUGGCCUAUCCUGGCCGCUUUCGUCUUCAUCAUAUUCGAUUUCCACGGCGUCGAUUCCGCGGCCGUCGAUUCAGCGGCCGCCGAUGCCGAUGAUAAUCCCGCUCCACCUCUCCACCCCUAAUCUAUCCGCUCAUCGGAGAUCCUUCAACGACGAUUUCAACCGCCGGCAUCUGCAGAAUUCAGACCUUCCGAAUGCUCGAAUGCGCCUCUAUGACGAUCUCCUCACUAAUGGUUACUACACUACUCGGCUGUAUAUAGGAUCGCCGCCGCAGGAAUUCGCUCUUAUUGUGGAUACCGGUAGCACCGUGACUUAUGUUCCCUGCUCGAACUGCGAACAGUGUGGCAAGCACCAGGAUCCAAGGUUCCAACCAGAGUUGUCAAACACAUAUCAAGCUUUGAAGUGCAACCCUGGUUGUAAUUGUGAUGACGAUGGGAAGCAGUGCACUUACGAGAGGCGAUACGCCGAGCAGAGUUCCAGCAGCGGUGUGCUUGCCGAAGAUGUCAUUUCCUUUGGGAAUGAAAGCCAGCUCGCCCCUCAGAGGGCUGUGUUUGGUUGUGAAAAUAUGGAAACUGGUGAUCUGUACAGCCAGAGGGCAGAUGGGAUUAUAGGUUUGGGUCGUGGUCGGCUUAGUAUUGUGGAUCAACUUGUUGAGAAGAGCGUCAUAAGUGACUCAUUUUCCUUAUGCUAUGGUGGGAUGGAUGUUGGUGGUGGUGCGAUGGUUCUUGGUGGAAUCUCUCCCCCAUCUGAUAUGGUUUUUACACAUUCCGAUCCUUAUCGCAGUCCAUAUUACAAUAUUGAGCUGAAGGGUCUGCGAGUGGCUGGGAAGCCAUUGAAGAUAAAUCCUAAAGUCUUUGAUGGACGGCAUGGGACAGUUCUGGACAGUGGAACUACAUAUGCGUACCUUCCAGAAGAAGCAUUCAUUGCACUUAAAGAUUCUAUAAUGAAGGAAAUCAGUGUUCUCAGACAGAUCCAUGGCCCUGAUCCAAACUACAAUGACAUUUGCUUUUCUGGCGCUGGAAGGGUGGUCUCUGAAUUGUCAAAGAUAUUUCCAACCGUGGACAUGGUGUUCGGCAAUGGUCAAUCAUUGACAUUGUCUCCAGAGAACUACCUCUUUCGGCACACAAAAGUCAGUGGUGCAUAUUGCUUUGGGAUUUUCCAGAAUGGAAAGGAUCCAACUACUCUUUUAGGAGGAAUCAUAGUUCGCAAUACUCUUGUAACAUAUGAUCGAGAAAAUGAUAAGAUAGGAUUUUGGAAGACUAAUUGCUCUGAGCUUUGGAAGGGACUGCAAGUUCCUGGAGCUCCUGCUCCAGCACCUAACACUGUGCAUAUGAAUAAUUCUAGUAACAGGAGUCAAAACGUGCCUCCUGUACAGCCGCCUAAUGGGCUGCCUACAAAACACAUUCCAGGUGAAGUCAGAAUUGCAAUUAUAACAUUUGACAUGCUGAUUGUGGUCAAUGACACCUCCACAAAGCCCAACCUCACAGAAGUGGCUGAUGUCAUUGCUCAUGAGUUAGAAGUUGACAACUUGCAGGUGCAAAUGUUGAAUGCCACACCGAAAGGAAACGAGUAUCAGGUGAAGUGGGCCUUGUAUCCUGCUGCAUCAACAGAAUACAUAUCUAAUAGCACAGCAAUGAGUAUCCUUCUCCGGCUGAAGGAGCAUCGGUUGCAAUUUCCUGAGAGAUAUGGGAACUAUCAGCUAGUUAAAUGGAAAGUCGAACCUCAAAGAAAGCUGUCAUGGUGGCAGCAACAUCUCGUGGCGGUGGCCAUUGGGAUAUUGGUCACUGUAGUUAUCGGGUUAUCGAGUCUAGGUGUGUGGCUGGUGUGGAGACGUAGACAGCAAACCUUAGGUACGUAUGAACCAGUAGGUGGGAUCGUUCCUGAGCAAGAGCUUCAGCCGUUAUGAUGACGUUUUGAGGGAUCCCCCCCAUGACCACAGUUCUUGUAGUAGUGCAUAAUGCCAUAGAAAAGAAGGAAGAAAGAAGCCGGUACCUUCUCGGUCCGGUGAGAUUGCAGACAUUCGAAUGAUGAUGCCCUUUCCACAAGCUGUUUGUAUAAUAGGAAAACGCUAUUGAGUUGCAUAGGAACUUUGUUGGACUGAUAAAACUGCAUAACAUGAGUCGCUUUUUUGUACCUUGAAGUAAUAGUGGUGAAUGAAAUAGUUGGGUUGUGUGGAGAAACUGUGUUUCAUUUGGUCAUAUAUCAGCUACAUGCCGGAGCUAGCUGGUUGGAAGUUCGUACCACUGUUUUUUUUUUUACAUCACAUAAGCCUCUUUGAC
This is a messenger RNA of Linum tenue, 2515 nucleotides long. NCBI's taxonomy places the organism in Eukaryota, Viridiplantae, Streptophyta, Magnoliopsida, Malpighiales, Linaceae. The record is from the annotation of a GenBank genome assembly.